UCAGUUUUCCUCAUGGAUAUUUUUUCCUCUAAAGUAUCCCCUGCUGUGGAUUAUGGAGCCGGCGCGUUUCUGCUUUUCAUUGCAAUUCUUUCCACUGUGGGCAACUUGCUGGUUCUUGUCAUGGCAUACAAGCGGUCAACCCACAUGAAACCCCCAGAGCUGCUGAGUGUGAAUCUCGCCAUGACCGAUCUGGGAGCAGCCGUCACCAUGUACCCUCUGGCUGUUGCCUCAGCGUGGAACCACCACUGGAUAGGAGGAGACAUCACCUGUGUCUAUUAUGGCCUGAUGGGAUUCUUCUUUGGAGCAGCUAGCAUGAUGACCCUGACCAUUAUGGCUAUAGUUCGCUUCAUUGUGUCUUUGACACUCCAGUCACCCAAGGAGAAAAUCAGCAAAAGGAAUGCAAAGAUCCUUGUGGUGACCACAUGGCUGUAUGCUCUGCUGUGGGCUCUGUUUCCUCUUAUUGGCUGGGGUAAAUACGGCCCAGAGCCCUUCGGCCUAUCCUGUACACUGGCCUGGAGAGACAUGAAGGAACACAGCCAGUCGUUUGUCAUCACCAUCUUCCUCAUGAACCUGGUCAUGCCGGCCAUCAUCAUCAUCUUGUGCUACUCUGGCAUUGCGGUGAAACUAUAUGUCACCUACAAGUCUAUGGAGGACAGCAAUCGCAUACCCAACAUGAUAAGGAUGCAGCGCCGGCUAAUGGUGAUCGCAGUGUUGAUCAGUGUCGGGUUUAUCGGCUCUUGGGCACCAUAUGGAAUCGUCAGCCUGUGGUCCAUCUACCGCCCUGGUGAUUCAAUCCCACCUGAGGUCAGCAUGCUACCCUGCCUGUUCGCCAAGACUUCCACUGUAUAUAACCCCUUCAUCUACUACGUCUUCAGCAAGACCUUUAAACGAGAAGUUAACCAGUUGGGUCGCCUGUGUGGCAGAUCCAACCUGUGCCGUACCUCUGAUGCCAAAAACGUCCCGGAGAAUACCAUCUACAUGGUAUGUGAUGUGGACAAGUCCAAACAGGGAAGAGAGGACCAAUCAUUUGGGAAGAGCAGAGAGGUUGAAACUCAAUUGUUGCCGUAUGAAUAGGAUCCAUAAUGUGCGCUCCAAUGGGUGGAUCUGUAUAGGACAUGGUUUAAAGGAAUUUGCUAGCUAUAUUUGCCUGGUUUAAGGUGAAUGAAAAACAAAAAAGGAGUCAGUGAACUUUUUGGUGUCCUUUUUCAUUGUUAAAUCUGAAAUACCACUCCAUAUCUUCACAUUUGGAGAGUUCAAUCGGGAUUAAUUGAAGUGGCUUAGUACAAGGCUUAGCACAUUGCUAUGUGGCACAGUGUUAGCAAGGGGUUCAGGUGUUUUAUCUUGGCGGCUUUGAUAAAAAAAUAAAUUUAAAAAAUGGCAUUUUUGCACUAUUUCGUUGACACAUCACAUCACACCUCAAAAGCUUUUUAGUGAAUAAUUCAGUAUCUAGAGCUUUAUAUCAGCAUGCAAAGUAAGAUCAAAUGCAUUUCAAGACAAAUUUAUUAAAAGCGUAGUUCAACCAAAAAUAAAAAUGUUGUCAUUAUUUACUUACCCUUAACCCCGUAUAAUUUCCUUUCUUCUGUGAAACACAAAAGGAGAUGUAAACAGAAUGUACGAGUUUUGUUGUUCAUUACAAGAAAAUUAGAGAGUAUUUUGUACUUUCAAGCCCUAAAAUGGACAAAGUUGUCCAUAUGAAUUGUGCGCUAAAUUCUACGGAUCCCCUCUAGAGGACAAGGAGGGGAUUAUCUUCUGCAAUAGUUUUGCAAGAAGCCACACAAUAGAUUUUUGUGAGGAACAGACCAAAAUUUUAAUUGUCAUUCACUGAUAAUCUUCCUUUCUUAUUGAACACUCAAAUCUCAUUCACACUUGUGUUCGAUUAUAAAAUAUUACCUUUAGACACACAUUCCAGGUUUGAUGUCACUUAUGCCAAACAGCAUUGAUUCUUGCAUUUUAUUUGGAUGGUUAUGAUUUGUCAAGAUAAAUUAAGCGAACAUUAAUUUGUGGUUGAUUGAAAAUGACUCAUUUGGACUCCUUUUUGGAGCUUGGCAGUAUAAAUCACCAUCCAAUCUUGUUGUUGGGUCAAGAGUAGCUUAGACAUUCAGCCUAAUAUCUCAUUUUGUGUUUAAAAAAAGAAAUAAAAUAAUAUAGGUUCAGAAUGACAUUAGGGUGAGUAAGGGGCCGUUUAUAUCGAACGCAUUCUUGUGCUAUAAAAAAGCUAGAUUUAGCACAACAAAUAGAAUAGAUAGUGAAUAGAAUCUAAUGUUUGUAAAAGUUGAAAUUCUAGACAAGGCAUCUUAAACAUCGAGACAGUGCAAGUCAAAGAUGUCUGUCUAAUGUAUGUUUACAUAGACAAACAAUUAACAAAACAGUGCAGUUGAGCGCAAAAACGUGUUUGGCUAUCUAAAUCAGGACAAAAUGUUCAUUUUGGGGUGAAAUAUUCCUUUUACGUUUAAACAUAUUCCUAGUUAUUUUAUUUAUCGCCGUGUUUCUGAAGUGUCCUCAUUUUAUCAUGUUAAAUGAAAAUGUGUUGAAUUGUUAAUUUAAUCUGUUUGUUUGUUUGCUAUAAGGUGGCAAAUGAAAUGUGUUAUGAAAGUUUAAGGUGUCCAAACACACCACACAACUAAACCGACCUCAGGAAAAAAAAACAUCCAACCAAAGAACAUGCAGAUGCUUUUCUUUGAAGAAAUUAUAUUUAAAGGGAUAGUUCACCCAAAAAUGAAAAUUCUGUCAUCAUUUACUCACCAUCAUGUCGUUUCAAACCCAUGAGUUACUUUAAAAAAGGAAUGUCCAAGCUUCUCUUAUCCACACAUUGAAAGUAAAUGGUGACCAUGACUGUCCCCAUUCCAUUUUGAUUGCAUGUAAAAGAGCUGCUUGGACAUUCUUUUAAACAUCUCCUUUUGUGUUCCAUGUAAUAAAGAAAGUCAUACAGGUUUGGAACAACAUGAAGGUGAAUAAAUUAUAAAACAAAGAAAUUUGGGGUGAACUAUCCCUAUAAUAGUGCUGUUUCUAUUUGCUUAAAUUACUUUACUCGCACGUUAGUUUGUGGUUAUUACAUCCUAAGGUGCUGCAAAACCACAGUUGUUGUUCUCUGUAAAUUUCCCUCAGUGGAAAGGAACAUUUACAAAAGUUGUGCUUCCCACCACAAAGAGCGUUUGUACUGGUUCACAUCGGCAGUUCUCAACCUCCCUGAAGCACAUGAUGUUCUGUUGUAAAAAGAUACUUAUACCCUCUUUAAUAUCAGCCUCUGGAAACAAACAUAUAAAUAUUUUAUUGGUUAAGUUGGACACAUGUUUUUAAACGUGCUGUUUCAUGCUGUUAGAAGACUGUUUAUUUUUUACAUUUCAGAUGAAUAUGAGUAACUAAUAAAGGUGUGACCCAGUAUUAAAACCAAAAGGUUUCUUCUGAACCUUGAAUAACACAUUAUUGCAAAUUAUUUUCCUUUAGGAAAAUUCUCUCUUUAGCUUUCUGAGUUUUUAAGCUGCAUGGAACAAUGUUAUUCAGUCGCCCAAAAACUAUUUGGAUAUAUAAGCUACUCUUUAAAAAAAAAAAAAGAAAAGAAAAGAAAAAGUAUGAAUGUUUUUUUUUAGGUUUCAAAUAAAAAACAUAGAUAUACUGUUUAAAAUGAAGGCAAAUUAUUUGGACACUUUCUGAUUGUCAAACGUUAGUGCAACAUGUCCAUAGUUAAUGUGAUGAACUACACCUGUGGUUACUCUGCAAGGACACCUGUGUGAACUUCAGGCGAAAGAAUAUAUAUUCUA
This is a messenger RNA of Myxocyprinus asiaticus (Chinese sucker), 3758 nucleotides long. It is a transcript of the gene opn8b, whose product is annotated as opsin 8, group member b. The coding region runs from base 13 to 1074 and encodes 353 amino acids. Gene Ontology annotation, molecular function: G protein-coupled receptor activity. NCBI's taxonomy places the organism in Eukaryota, Metazoa, Chordata, Actinopteri, Cypriniformes, Catostomidae. The record is from RefSeq and is a predicted model, not a curated record. The transcript has 4 exons. Gene Ontology annotation, cellular component: membrane. Gene Ontology annotation, biological process: G protein-coupled receptor signaling pathway; visual perception.